CUGGUGUGUGUGUGUGGAGUUUUGGGCCACACCUAAUAGACCGGAUUGAACGCCAAUAGACCUAGAACUACGUAUCCCAGCAAGCAUAGCGUUAACACGCCGCAUCUCCGACGACUUGGCGCGUUUCCGGUCUCUAUGAAGACAAAUUCCCGUUCAUGUCUCAGUUUUACACUGUGAAAUUAACUUAAAGUAAAGCCUGUUGAAGACAAAGUCCGCAAUAAAUAGGUGAAUUCGGAUUGCUGUCUGACUAGCGAAGGCAAGUCCGUUGUAAUUUUAUCCAGCGUGUCUGAGAGAAAUCGUAUGGAAUGGCGGGUAAAGUCGAGUCCACAGCUGUCGGAGCAGAUAAAACAACAUUGUCCCUGGCUGCCGUACAGUUUUCUACACCUCCACUCCGCAUCACUUCAGCAGCACUUUGGCUUGUCAUGAAACAUCGUGACACUCGGCAUUAUGGGAAGCUGAUUGAUUUUGUGGACAUGGUGUGUGAUGCAGCACCUGAAAUCCUCAGUUAUCGGCACAGGGCCAAACUGACUCUUGGAUUGCGUGCUAAGAUCAUUUUAGAGAAGAUGGUUCAUUCUGCAUGCCCAGCAGACAUUGAGGCUGAACUGGAGAGAGUGGGACCACCUUCUGUACCUUCAGAUCAACAGCUGACAAAGCAGGACAAAAAGAAGGUGUUAGAGUCUGUUGAAAAUUUCAAAAACUUGAUCCUGUCAUUGGUGAAGUGCAAGAAGAUGCGUUCUCACUAUCUGCAGAACUGCUUGCAUGUAGAGUAUGGAGAAGAGUUUCUUCAGGCUUUGGAAAAACUAUUGUGGGAAUUCCUAGUGAGACUGGAUGAAACUAUGUCUGUUCCUAACUUCAACCAGGUUGUCUCAACCCUAAAUGAAUUGCCUGAAGAAUUGCAAAAGUCAUUGAAGGAGAAUACAGAUCACCAUCUUUUCAAGAAUCUUCUGCAUUAUCACAAAACUGUGGAUUCCUAUUUAGGUGACCAGGAAAUACCACAUGGCAGUAAUAACUAUUGUGCUGUCUCUCCUGGAAAAUGUUCUUCUCAGUCACCAGAAAAUUCCUUUUCAGGACUGCAGCCAGCUAAAAGUAAAAAUUCUAUGACGGUGCAUUCCGAGAAGAAAUCUGUUCCAUGUGAAUUGUUUUAUAGAUCUUGUAAUAAGAAAUCCCCUUCCAGGAAAUCUUGGAGACCACAUUGCCACUGUGACAGAUCAAUUAUUUACUCUGACUCUGAUGCUGAAUGCGAUUCUGAAGACCACAGCUGUAGGUCGGUGGAGAAGCAAUGUUCUGCAUCAUGUUCCUUGGGCAGAAAACCCUCUUCUGAUAGAUAUGGUAAAAUGGGAAGUAUGAGGAGUCCUGGACACCAUGCCAUCAGAAAAUCUUCACAGCUGAAAGGAUUAGACUCUAUCAAAUGCAAUUUUCAAAAUAUAAGUGCUUUCAGUAGAAACAAAUGCUGUUUGAAACAAUGUGAGGGCUGUGUGAAAGCUAAUCAAUCUUCUAAGAAGUCAGGAAAGUGUUUAUCAAAUGGAUCAUGUUGCCAUUCUUCUCAAGAUCAUGAAUCAAACAUUGACUACCUGCAGAAGAAUCUUGCUGCUUCCUGUUUAAGUCGCAAGCCUAUAGUUUUGAUACAUCGUUUGGAUUUCGGUGUCCUUCCUUCAAACUAUGUCCAUUGUACCCUAGCAGAAGAAGUAAACACUCUAGAUCAUCAUGAUCAUGUGCCGGAUUUGUUCACUGUUCCAUUAAGCCCUCAGAAGAGGCAACAUGGAAAUGACAUUAUCAUUAAUUCUUCAAAAGUAUGGGCAUCGUCAGGAAAGAGAAGAAAAUUGGAAGAGAAGGAGAAUUGUUUUGAUCAAAUGGAAUUGGAAAGAAAGUCUACAGUGCCACAAGAGCCAGCAACAGUGAGCCAGACCCCAUUAGACAUAAGUGAUGAUGUUAUACUGGACUCUGAAGAUGAAAUGACAAAAUCCUUCAAGAGUCGGCUGUUUUUCAAGAGAUACCAAAAAACAAAGUACAACACUUUCAUUCCAACUCUGAAGGAAUUCCUCAAGCCAGUUUCUGCCAAGCCACAGUUAAACUGACCAUUGAUAUAAGAAGAAUGAAGUCUGCUAGUUGGCUUUUGGAAGAUGGGUUGUGAGCCAAUAAUGCCUGCAUUCUUGAUGAGGAUUAUCCCAAGCAUAAUAAAAGAAAUGUCUUAGCUCUGUGUGUGUGUGUGUGUGCGCGCUUAUACAGUAUAUGGUUU
Molecule: messenger RNA, 2236 nt
Organism: Erpetoichthys calabaricus (reedfish)
Lineage: Eukaryota; Metazoa; Chordata; Cladistia; Polypteriformes; Polypteridae
Gene: tinf2
Product: TERF1 (TRF1)-interacting nuclear factor 2
Exons: 10
Coding region: 306-2075 (589 amino acids)
Biological process (GO): regulation of telomere maintenance via telomere lengthening; telomere capping
Cellular component (GO): shelterin complex
Molecular function (GO): telomeric repeat DNA binding
Source: RefSeq, a predicted model, not a curated record